UCGUAAUGUUUUGGUCGCGCCUUACUGGUUGAUGAAGAGCGGUAGUGCCAGAAGCAAAAAACUAUGUGGUAAAAUGCGGACGUUUUUACCCGCAGUAGCAGAACAGCUUUUUGGAGACAUCCAGAAAAACUACGAAGAGACGACUCAAAUACCUGAUGACCUACUUAUUGCGCUGAAGUUUGUCUUCGGGACUUGUGCGCUGCAGGCGUUGGACCUGGUUGACCAGCGCUCCGUCACGUGUCUGUCCUCUCCCAGCGGUCGAAAAGCCUUCCAGGUCACUGGAGGUUCGGGCCGUUUGUACACUUGCUUCUUGUCCUGUCACUACUGCCCCUGCCCGGCGUUUACCUAUACUGUCCUACGCAGAAACCAAGGUCUGCUGUGCAAACACAUCCUGGCCGUCUACCUGUGUCAGGCUAUGGCUGUGACUCAACAGGAGAGCGUCUCUGAUCAGCAGAUGUCCGCGGUGCUGAGCGGGACCGAGGGCCCGUAGCGACCCCCGCUGUAUUUAUCUGAAAGAUAACAGAUUCUACUCUGUUUUCUUUUAGAAAUGUUCUUGAUCUCAAAUACUUACAGCUUUAUUUUUAGUUGCUUUUUAUCUGGAGCUCCAUCAUUUAUGGAGUGAGAGAACAUCUGGACACCGAGGUCACUUCCAAACCGUCUCAUGAUUUUUUCUCAUACGCUGCUACUAAAUAUAAUCUUGUCACUACUUUAAAAUGUGGGAAUAAAAUCCGACCUUACCAAU
Messenger RNA from Xiphophorus maculatus (southern platyfish), 742 nucleotides. RefSeq names its product zinc finger SWIM-type containing 7 (gene zswim7). The transcript has 5 exons. Gene Ontology annotation, biological process: double-strand break repair via homologous recombination. NCBI's taxonomy places the organism in Eukaryota, Metazoa, Chordata, Actinopteri, Cyprinodontiformes, Poeciliidae. Gene Ontology annotation, molecular function: zinc ion binding. The coding region runs from base 32 to 490 and encodes 152 amino acids. The record is from RefSeq and is a predicted model, not a curated record. Gene Ontology annotation, cellular component: Shu complex.